UUAAACCAGACCUUGAAAUUUCCACUCGCCUGCUCGCCAAUGGCGAGUGGAAAUUAUGGUGGGGGCGAGUGUGUCCCCCAGGGCCGUCUUGCUGAGCCGGCUCGGAGCUCAGGCCGGACCUGUCAUUGGCACUGGGAGCCGUCAGACUGCUCAAUAGUUGAGCGCAGUGAAAGCAAAGGAAGGAGUGUGUGCUGUGCUCUCUGCCUCCCCCUAGAGUGUAGUACCCGGCUCGGUGAGUGAACAACGAAGUACUGCAACUUUUUAUAGGUGUGUGGGAGAGGAGAGAGCACUUAACAGCGUGCGUGCGUGUAUGCAUGUCUGUGUAUGUACAUGUGUGCAUCUGUGUGUACAGGUGUCUCUGUUUGUGUGUGUUUCUUGGU
This is a messenger RNA of Staurois parvus, 380 nucleotides long. The record is from the annotation of a GenBank genome assembly. NCBI's taxonomy places the organism in Eukaryota, Metazoa, Chordata, Amphibia, Anura, Ranidae.